GUAGGAUGCAUAUCUACUCUCAAGUGACACCCUUAAAGGGAAUCCUUUCUUCUUUUCAGAUAUGAAUGACUGUGUUGGAUGCUCAGAAGAUCACUAUACAAACAGGAACCGAACAGAAUGCAUUCCAAAGUUAAUCAGCUUCUUGACUUUGGAAGAACCACUUGGGAUGAGCCUAGCUUUUGGCUCCGUUUUCUCCUCUUUGCUCACCAUAUUGUUCCUCGCCAGCUUUAUGAAGCAUCAGGACACACCGAUUGUCAGGGCCAAUAAUCGGGACCUCACCUACGUUCUCCUCGUGUCUCUCCUUCUCUGUUUUCUCUGUCCCCUGAUCUUCCUUAGCCGACCAGACAGAGUGACCUGCCUUGUCAGACAAAUGACUUUUGGUGUCGUUUUCACAGUGACUGUUUCUUGUGUGUUGGCCAAAACCAUCACCGUUGUUCUGGCCUUUGUGGCCACCAAACCAGGAUCCAGAAUGAGGAAAUGGGUGGGGAAAAGACUGGCAAGCGCCAUUGUGUUGACUUGUACUAUUAUCCAAGCUGGUAUUUGCACUGUGUGGCUGGGAACAUCUCCCCCAUUUCCCCACUUUGACAAGCACUCUGUGAUGGGAGAAAUCAUUCUGGAAUGUAAUGAAGGGUCAGCUGCCAUGUUUUACUGUGUCCUGGGCUACAUGGGCCUCCUGGCUAUUGUUAGCUUUGUUGUAGCAUUUUUAGCCAGGAAACUGCCUGAGAGCUUUAAUGAGGCCAAAUUCAUCACCUUCAGCAUGUUGUUGUUUUGUAGUGUUUGGAUCUCCUUUGUUCCGGUCUACCUGAGCUCCAAGGGAAAACACAUGGUGGCUGUGGAGAUCUUCUCCAUCUUGGUCUCCAGUGCUGGUUUACUGGGUUCCAUCUUUGCUCCCAAAUGCUACAUUAUCAUGUUGAGGCCUGAUCUAAAUGACAAACAGCAGUUAAUAAAGAAGAAAUAGCAAAAUA
Lacerta agilis (Sand lizard) is the source of this 965-nucleotide messenger RNA. Its product is annotated as vomeronasal type-2 receptor 26-like. Gene Ontology annotation, molecular function: G protein-coupled receptor activity. Gene Ontology annotation, cellular component: membrane. The record is from RefSeq and is a predicted model, not a curated record. Lineage: Eukaryota; Metazoa; Chordata; Lepidosauria; Squamata; Lacertidae. Bases 62 to 958 code for a protein of 298 amino acids. Gene Ontology annotation, biological process: G protein-coupled receptor signaling pathway. The transcript has a single exon.